UCGGCAUACAACGAACUAUGACGUACCCAACGUAAGGCUGGCCGUGAAUCUGGUUUUGACGCGUGCUUCACUUGCUUCUUCUUCUGCUUCAGGUUGCUUCUGCUAUUGCUUCUCCAACAUUACCUGUACUUCCUAAUCGCAGGUAUACUCAAGAAGCUUCUUGGACAUACGAGAUCCAUUGACUUGGUCAUCUUGUAGCACCAUGGAGCCCCUCGUAUCGCGCCUGAUGGUCAAGGCCGCACCGCGUGCCAGCAGCCUCUCCAGAUCACGCACACCACUAUCGAGAACCACAGCCACCUCGGCCACAUCGUCGCAACUACGCCUGAAGCGCCUAUUCGCGACGACCGACACAAACCGAAUCAGAGAGCAGAAGAAGCCCUUCGACACGGCCUCGGCUCCAGACAGCCAUUACUCCCAACCUGCGGCAAAUUUGUCUCAAGAUGUCACAUCAGAAGAGAAAGACCACUUCUCGCGUAUCGAGAAGCAAUCCAAGGAAAUGCAGACGCGGAGCCCCUGGAUGCAUGCGGGCUCAGAUGUGCCUCCAGUUUCGCGGCCGCGAAGCGCUGGGGCAAUGACCAAGGGAAAGCUUUUGACCACUCCCUCGCGCAUGCUGAAGCUCAUACUGCCGCUGAGCACGAAAGAUAACAACAAGGACCGAAAGAAUGUGGAGCCGUUGGCGCUAUUGGUCCAUCCCCAGCAGCCAUUGAGCUACCUAGAACGAUUGAUACAAUCCGAAAUACCGUUCAUUGACGACAAGGAUGGCAAGACUCGUCCCCCCAGUGUGCAUUUCCGCGCAGAAGACAACAUGGAUGAGAUCAUUGGUCGUGAUGAGACUCCUGCAGAGAGCCGUGAGACAAAGGAAGCAGCGGAAGAGCAGGCCGAAGAAGAAGAUGAAGCUCUUGAUCAAGCAGAUGAGACCAUGGUAGACGGGAAACGUUCCAAAACUGGCGUCAUCUCUGGCUCUAAGAAAGAGAAGAUGAAAGCCGAGCGUGAAAAGGCACAAGCUUCCGAUCCUGCCCAUCCCAACUUCGUGCGCUGGUCUCCUUCCACCGAGAUCGGCGACUUUAUCCGCGACGCCGCGAGAGGAAAGGAGUUCGCUGUUGAUAUCGAAGGCACUCCAGAGGCUAUUUAUGUUGGUGUUCCGAGCUUUCGCGAUCGCACUUACUAUCUUCGAAUGCGGCUGCGGAAAAUCUCAAAACGUAUAUCUAACUUGGCAGACAUCAAACAGGAAUGCGACAACCUUGCGGAACGAGGAGCGAAGAAUGUGGCCAAACUCGGGUUCUCGGGCCUCGUGGGAUGGUGGGCUGUCGUAUACUAUCUGACAUUCCGUACCGAACUGGGCUGGGAUGUGAUGGAGCCCGUGACAUAUCUAGUCGGACUGACAGGUAUCAUUGGGGGUUACAUGUGGUUCUUGUACCACAAUCGCGAAGUGAGCUACAAGAGCGCAAUGCACGUCACGAUGAGUCGAAGACAGGCUCACUUGUAUCAUUCCAAAGGUUUCGAUCUGCCUAAGUGGGAGAUGUUGGUGGAGGAAGGAAAUCGACUGCGACGAGAGAUCAAGAUCAUUGCCGAGGAGUAUGACGUUGAUUGGGACGAAACAAAAGAUGAGGGCGAUGAAAAGGUCAGGGAGGCCUUGAAGAAGGAACGAGAGAAGAAGAAGGAAAAGGAUGAGGACAAGGACGACAAAAAGGAGAAGGGUGACGAGGACGAAUGAGGGGCUGCAACGGAACCAUCAUGACUAAACCAGCUGCUCUUGACUGACAUGCACCUAUAAUAUUUUUUUUGGCAUAGCGACGCGAAUGUCAUGGAAGAACUGUACAUAUCGAUGAUACCCUAGACAACGCAAU
Molecule: messenger RNA, 1847 nt
Organism: Sphaerulina musiva SO2202
Lineage: Eukaryota; Fungi; Ascomycota; Dothideomycetes; Mycosphaerellales; Mycosphaerellaceae
Exons: 1
Coding region: 203-1714 (503 amino acids)
Biological process (GO): calcium import into the mitochondrion; mitochondrial calcium ion homeostasis
Cellular component (GO): uniplex complex; mitochondrial inner membrane
Molecular function (GO): calcium channel activity; uniporter activity
Source: RefSeq, a predicted model, not a curated record